CUCAAUAGUACAUGUCCGCCAUAAGUGUUGGGUGGCUGUAUGUCGGUUGGGGAGCUGUUACCUUCGAGACCAAUUACGGCCUCAUGCAGCAAUCUCCUCCAGAGAUUAAGGAAAAGUUACUGAAGGCACUCGACAGGGAAUACAAUGUUGUGGACAUGGCCACAGUGCUGGAGAUUGUGUCUCUGCUGGAGAGGACACCUAUCACAAAAGAAGCACUCGAGACUACAAGGUUGGGGAAAUACAUCAAUGAGCUUCGUAGAAAAACAAAAAACGAUGCUUUGGCCAAAAGAGCCAAAGAUUUGGUGCGGAGAUGGCGUGACAUGAUUCUGCCACAAGCGGAAACGACGCCUCAGCAUAAUGGGUCGGCAAGACUACCAGCCUCCUCCAACAGUAGUAGUAGACCUCCCAGUAGCUCCACCCAGCCAAGGCCAGGCGUUAUAUCACCAGCAGUGUCCAUCCCCAGCACCACUACCAGUCCUGCCCUCUCACAACCUAGCCGGGGCGAAGCAGUGCCUAAAACACACGCAUCCAACAAGCGUCUGCGAAAAGACACUUCUCCGAGUGAAAAACCUCCUGCCAAAAUGCCUAGACUCAACGGUUCGGCGUUCAGGCCGGACAUCGGGGAAUGUAGUCGCGAUUCUAGUGACCGAGCUUCGGACGGCUGUGAAAUCAUUUCUGUGGUGACGAAAACUAACGAUCGACCGCUCAGCGAUAAAAAGAAAGGUCGUAAAAAGGGUUCCAAAAACCACUUAGGGAAGGAAAUUAGUCAAGCUUCUAGUGAUGAUAUAGUUAAGGAAAAAAUAGCUUCAAUCGCAAGGACUCCUAGAGUGAAAACUACCCAGGAGUUACUCGCUGACCUCAAGUCAAAGACUGACGGAACGUUACUUGUGGAAAACCGACCAGAGAACUGUGUGCUGCCAGGUGGGGAUGAGCUGACUCGGAAUAAAACCGAGCACAUCGCCAAGUUCCUCAGAUCGCAAUCCGAGGUAGUUAACGACGAUUCCAUAGAUGUUAUUAAACAAGAAGAACUGAGGCCUGGUACAGAGUCACUUCCUUCCCACUCAACUGUCGGUCCCGCACAAUCCUCCCGUGCCUCUUCGACAGUGCCUCCGUCUCCCGCGCCUGAGGAGUCUAUCGAGCGGACCGUUGAGGAGAUUUUAUCUAGGUUACCUCCGUUGGACCCGGAAGCUAUCCAGUGGGACGAGUGCCAGAGUCCCCCCUCCUCUCCCCCUCCUCCGUGUUCGGUAACUGAAGCAGACGUUCUCAGACUACAUACCGAACAAAUAGAGUGUUUAAACGGUUGUGCAGACCAUUCUGGCCUAAAAACUAGUAAAGGUGAUGAAGGCUUUAGUGAAUGGCACGAAGUUGUAUCUAGAACGUCUUACAAUGGCGAAUUAUUACAUAUACUGCCUUACUGUGUAAUUGACUAAUAAAAUGUUGUUAUUAUGUGAUCGUGUUCCACAAAAUUUGUUGAAAAGUGUUGUUGAUUGUGUGUUUAAGGAAGGGUGGGGAAUUUUAAAGUGCAUUGGUUUUUUUGUAUAUUAUGACCGUAAGUUGUAUAUUGGCAUAUGAAGAAGCAACAAAUUAUCUUUGGAAAUAUUGGGCUGACUCAUCUUAAUUGAGUAAUAUUUGUUAAAAACUGGCCAUCUACAUCAUUGAAAUUACCUGUUUCUCUUAGUCCAACAUCUAUUUAAACAGUAUUUUUAACAAAGAAAUUCUUAUGUAUAUUGAGUUUUAUAGAAGGCCAUUUGUUGUGUUUUGUUUUUAUGGCAUAUGAAGACCUUUUGUUACCAUUUGCCCUAUUUGUAUAUUAAUGGUUAUUAAUAUCGAGUGUAAACAAUAUACUCUGUACAUUUUCAUUGUUAGUACCUAAUGUUAAUGUUUAUCUACAUUUACUUAUGUAAUUUAUUAAUUUAUUUUUCCACUUUUCUUGUUGUUAAAUCUGUUAUAAGGUUAUGAUUGUAUAUGUUUUCUUUUUACACUUCGUUUUUCUAUUUGAAGGUCUCAACAAGUUUCUAUUUUUAUUUCGACAAGGUGUCAACAUAUCCUAAACAAUAGAGUACUUCUAAAAGGAGAAAUAAAUCAUUACAGUAUUACCAUGUUAACAUGCCUAAAAAACUCAAUUUAUCAAAGCUUAUGCCUAUAUGUAUUAAUUUAGGAACUGUGUAAAUAGAAGGAUGGUGAACAACCUAGAUUGAUUUUUUUUCCAGUUAUAGCAUAACGAAUAUUGAUUCUGUUACAUAUUGCAUAAUGCUACUAAAAGUCUCAUAUCA
This is a messenger RNA of Macrosteles quadrilineatus (aster leafhopper), 2273 nucleotides long. RefSeq lists its product as uncharacterized. Gene Ontology annotation, cellular component: core mediator complex; nucleus; mediator complex. The coding region runs from base 12 to 1430 and encodes 472 amino acids. Gene Ontology annotation, molecular function: transcription coregulator activity. Gene Ontology annotation, biological process: positive regulation of gene expression; regulation of transcription by RNA polymerase II. Lineage: Eukaryota; Metazoa; Arthropoda; Insecta; Hemiptera; Cicadellidae. The transcript is spliced from 3 exons. The record is from RefSeq and is a predicted model, not a curated record.